CGUUACUGUCGAGAUCGAGGAGUUGUCUAUAUAUAUAUACCAAAAAUUAACAGAUUGCGCAUCAUAAUGAUACGUACGUUUUGUCUGAAGGUUAUAUAGCGGAAGUUUUUACAAGCUUUUUAUAAUUUGUUAAUGUCAAGUGUAAAUUACAUAAGAAAAAUGAUUAUUUCACAGUUAGCAUGUCGUUCUAUAUUAUCCAAAAUAAUAAGACAUGCUUGUAACAAUGGUAAAGAAAAAACUAGAUUUAUGUCUACACAAAGUCCAAAAGUAAAUACGAAAAGUAAUGUUGAAACUGUUCAUGACAUAGGAACUCAUAUGCAUCCUGUUUCUAAUUUCGACAGAAGAGUAUUAGUAUGGGUGAAACGAUAUCCAUCUAUGGCUGAUGUACCUGCACAAGUCACACGUGAUUGUAUACUGCAAGCAAGAACCAAAGCUAGAGUACGCACUUGCAACAUUAUGAUAAUAAUCUCAGUAAUAGGAUUUCUAGUUGCUGCUAUAACUGGAAAACGAGAAGUAGCAGUAGGAAAUACAUUGUUUAAAAAAGAUCAGGAAUGGCAAGAAAACUUACGAAAAGAGUACAAAGCAGAGUUAGCAGCUGCAGAUAAAAAGUAAAAAGUGCUUUACUUUUUAUUUAUAGCUAUUAAUUUAAUAAACAUAUUUAUAUGUUAUAAGAAUCAAUGAAUAUAACAUGUAAUAAUUUGAAUGUUUAUUUCUUGCAUGCAGUAUUUUUGAAAUUAUGAAAUAAUAGUACUGAAAAUGAUGUAAUAAUUUCUGAUAGUUUUAAACAAUAGUUAACUGUAUUUAUUAUAUAUGAGUAAAAGCUAUUUUUAUAAAAUAGCUCAAAAAAUAUAUAUGCAUACAAUUAUUUAUAUUGCAAUAUUUUUUGUACAUAGAUACAAUGAAAUAUUACCAUUGCCAUAACUACUUUCAUACUUGUACUGUCAUCAUAUAAUUUUAAUUUUCAUGCAACAAUAUUUUCGAGAUUUAAAUAUAUUUUGUCUAUGGCCAUGUAGUUUUCAUUUGUGCUAAUAAAGAGAAGACACAUUUGUUUUUCUGUUUUUCUUUUUAUAAAAUAUAUUUAAUAAACAGGUAGACCUUUAAUAUAUGCACAUAACAAGAUAGUUGUUGACUCUAAUUAUCUCAUCCUUUAUAAAAAAUUCAUUUGUCGCAAAAACGUACGAUCAUACGAUUUCAGUUAUUGAUAUCCACGAACGUUUAACUAUUUUAUUACCAGCAAGAUAAUUUGUACACUGUAACAGCAAAAAGAAUCCUUCCAUAAUGAUUUUAUUUAAUUCAGUAUCCAUAAAUUACGUACUUUUUUAUUGUUAUAACUAUUACAUACAUACAUUACUUUUUUAAAAUCAUAUAUCAUGUGGAAGAAUUCUGUAAAAGAUAUUCUAUGGACUAGUUGGUGGUUUAUAAUAACUGCGACACCUAUCAUGAUAAGCUUGCAUUGUACGAUUUCUCAAAACUUCUUCCACACCAAGUUCUGAUUGCAAUAAGCGUAAAUUAUUCUGUUCUUUUCGUAAA
Messenger RNA from Vespula pensylvanica (western yellowjacket), 1530 nucleotides. RefSeq names its product protein FAM162B-like. The coding region runs from base 133 to 612 and encodes 159 amino acids. The transcript has 4 exons. The record is from RefSeq and is a predicted model, not a curated record. Lineage: Eukaryota; Metazoa; Arthropoda; Insecta; Hymenoptera; Vespidae.